Molecule: messenger RNA, 1200 nt
Organism: Microthlaspi erraticum
Lineage: Eukaryota; Viridiplantae; Streptophyta; Magnoliopsida; Brassicales; Brassicaceae
Source: the annotation of a GenBank genome assembly
AUGGCAGCAACAGCAGCUUCUUCGUUUUCAACUGUUGCUUACUCGUCUAGAGCCAGAGCCAGCUCCUUACCACAUUCCAGAUCCAAAGCUGUAAACUUUCACUCAGUCCCUACCUUCACCAGCCUAAGAUCAUCGUCUCUCAUCUCCGGACACGAUUCUCUCAACAAAGCCACUCUUCGCGGCGGUUCUGUAAUGAAAUCCCAAACAUCUGACAAGACACCAUACGGUUUCAAAAUCAACGCUUCGUACAAAGUCGCCGUUCUCGGCGCUGCCGGAGGAAUCGGUCAGCCAUUGUCACUUCUUAUAAAGAUGUCUCCUUUAGUCUCCACGCUUCACCUCUACGACAUCGCCAACGUCAGAGGAGUCGCCGCUGAUCUGAGCCACUGCAACACGCCGUCUCAGGUCCGUGACUUCACCGGUCCUUCUGAGCUGGCAGAUUGUUUGAAAGACGUCAACGUUGUGGUUAUCCCCGCCGGUGUACCGAGAAAGCCCGGUAUGACCCGAGACGACCUCUUCAACAUCAAUGCCAACAUUGUCAAGACGCUCGUCGAAGCUGUCGCUGAUAACUGCCCCAACGCGUUCAUCCACAUCAUCAGCAACCCGGUUAACUCCACCGUGCCGAUUGCUGCUGAGGUUUUGAAGAAGAAAGGAGUUUAUGAUCCCAAGAAGCUCUUUGGUGUCACUACUUUGGAUGUUGUGAGAGCAAACACUUUUGUUUCUCAGAAGAAGAACCUUAAGCUCAUUGAUGUUGACGUUCCGGUGAUCGGUGGUCACGCCGGUAUCACCAUCUUGCCUCUGCUCUCGAAGACCAAACCGUCUGUGAACUUCACUGAGGAAGAGAUUCAAGAACUGACGGUUAGGAUCCAGAACGCUGGGACAGAGGUUGUUGAUGCUAAGGCGGGUGCUGGUUCGGCUACUCUGUCGAUGGCGUAUGCUGCAGCGAGAUUUGUGGAGUCGUCUCUUCGUGCUCUUGAUGGAGAUGGAGAUGUCUACGAGUGCUCGUUUGUGGAGUCGACGUUGACGGAUCUCCCUUUCUUUGCGUCGCGGGUUAAGCUUGGGAGGAAUGGGCUUGAAGCUGUGAUUGAGUCUGAUCUCCAGGGAUUGACUGAGUAUGAGGAGAAGGCGUUGGAAGCUCUUAAGGUAGAGCUGAAAGCAAGCAUUGAGAAGGGUGUUGCAUUUGCAAACAAACCUGCUAACUAG